Molecule: messenger RNA, 531 nt
Organism: Arctia plantaginis
Lineage: Eukaryota; Metazoa; Arthropoda; Insecta; Lepidoptera; Erebidae
Source: the annotation of a GenBank genome assembly
AUGACAAUUUGGCGCUCGUUAAUCGUGUUGUGUUUGAUCGCUUGUGUUCGGAGCGACGAAGGAAAAUGGCGACAAAUUGAAACUCCACAGGGUCCGGUACGGGGCCGCAGAGACCCAGCAGGGUUGUACAUCUUUAGCAAUAUACCGUAUGCUACAGUACCUUCAGGACCCAACAAGUUUGGCGCACCCAGUCCGCCACCAAUUUGGUUGCAACCUCUUGAAACAUCAAAUAAACCAAUCAUUUGUCCACAACCUAUUAUGCCACUACUUGAAGAAUUCAAAAACAUGAAAAGGACAAUGAGAGAUCUGUGGAAUAACUUUGUGAGACACGGGAAACCUGUUCCUGAGGGAUCAUCGUUUCCGUCGUGGCCUUCAGCAGAUGCAAAUCGUUCGCCAUAUAUGUCCUUAGGUCAAACAAUGCAGCUACAGAGCUCGCUGCUUGAGUCCAGGGCUCGUUUUUGGGACGACAUUUACCAGAGAUACUAUCGGGAGCCAACACCACCCCCAAAUCCACCAAAAAGUGAAUUGUGA